AUGGCGACGAUAUGGUGUGAUGAGGAGUCUCAUAAGUUACUGGAACUGUGGGGUGAGGAAGGCAUACAAGCACAACUGGAAGGAUGUACCAGGAAUAAGCACAUCUAUGAGAAAGUAUCAAAGUCUAUGGAAGAAUCUGGCUAUAGUAAGACAGCAAUACAAUGUAGGGAGAAGAUAAAAAAAUUAAAAAAAGAUUACAAGAAAGUUAAAGACAAGAACAUACCAACUGGUACUGGUACAACUGUUUGGAAAUUUUAUGAUGCUGUCAAUGACAUACUAGGGAACAAACCAGCGACACACCCACCUGUAGUGAUUGAUACGUCAGUGGAAUCAGUUCGAAGUCAAGUAACACACAUAAUGAACAGAAGUGAGGACUUUGAUAAUUCAUCUAGCUCUGGAGCUUUGGAGACGGAAUAUGAUGGAGAUGACUGGUCUUUUGUUGAAACAGAAUCAGGAACGACUAUUGAUAGUGCAACUGAGGGGAAAAUAAAUGAAGGGAAAGUGGAAACGAAGCCAAAAAGGAAGCGCGGAAAGGAAGACAAAUAUGAAAGAGCUAUCUCUGUUUUUGAAAAGGUGCUAGCUCAAAGCAAAGAUGCUGAUGGACGUUUCUUUGAACUUGAGGAAAAGAGACUAAAAUUGGAGGAGCGCCAAUUGGAAUUUGAAGAUCGUCGUCUAAGAGAGGAACAAGAAAGAGAGGCUCAAAGGAGAAGAGAGGAAAGAGAGUUUCAACAGAAUUUAUUUGCUUUGUGUAGUCGUCAUAUGCCUCUCUAUAAUCACUUCAAUGCGCCAUUCAAAGACAACAAUCGUUAA
Messenger RNA from Amphimedon queenslandica, 810 nucleotides. Its product is annotated as zinc finger protein with KRAB and SCAN domains 2-like. The coding region runs from base 1 to 810 and encodes 269 amino acids. The transcript has a single exon. Lineage: Eukaryota; Metazoa; Porifera; Demospongiae; Haplosclerida; Niphatidae. The record is from RefSeq and is a predicted model, not a curated record.